GCGGGUUUGCGGUGUGUGUGGGGCUCGUCAUGCGCGCAGGGCCGGGGCCGCCCCGGUGCCAUGAACAGCCAUGUACCGCCUGGCCCGGCUGUGUCCCCGCCUGUGUCCCCACAGCCCGCCGGGCCCCGCCGGGCCCCGCGUCCCCCGGCCCGCCUGGGCCGCGCUCCGGCCGCCGGUGCCGCUGCCGAUCCCCCGGGGAUGCGCCGCCGGCAGCUCCGCCAAGGAUGCACGUGAACCCCCCAAAUACACAGCCACUGAUCCCAGUGGGGAGAACAAGAAACUCAACAAAUCCCAGCAGCUGAAACAAGUUUUUAAAGAAUAUGGUGCUGUAGGGGUUUCAUUCCAUGUUGGAAUUUCAUUAGUAUCUCUAGGAAUCUUCUACCUGGCUGUGUCAAGUGGUGUGGAUAUGACUGCAGUUCUCCUGAAGCUUGGUUUCAGUGAAUCCUCCCUGCAGUCCAGGAUGGCUGCAGGCACCAGCACCUUCGUCCUGGCCUAUGCUGUGCACAAGUUGUUUGCUCCGGUCCGGAUCAGCAUCACAGUGGUUUCUGUGCCCUUUGUUGUCCGGUACUGCCGCAAAAUCGGGUUCUUCAAACCUCCUGCCUCCAACCCAUGAUGAUUUGUCACUGGAUUUGGGUUUUUAAAUGCUCCAUAUCCACAAAGUUUCUUUAAAAGACUUCCUUGGAUUCUAUGUUCGUGCUGACUUCACCUUGCAUUUCUGACUUGUUCUUUCAGGUAAAUGUCACUGUGAAAAAUGCUAUCCUUACCUUCUUUCCCUUUUGCCACCUCUCCUUUGGAAAAACCUGUUAAAAUGGUAUCUGGUUUGCACUGCAGCUAGUAGUAUAAAUGCUUUACAACGAGCAGUCUCUUAACACAUCCUGGGGCUUUACAAUCUUUCUUUUUGGGCCUUAAUUUUUUUCCUUGUCAGAACUGAGUCUCAGCAUUAGUUCAUUACUGUGUAGCUGAAAAACAGUAAGAUUCUUUUUCCAGUAGAAUAAUAUCCUACUACACAGGUAGUUCUUUUGGUAAGGGUUUAUAUUGGAAUCUAAAGUGGCAAGUGGAUGUUUUUUUUGUUAGAAAAGGGUUUUAUUAUGGCCUGUCUUGCAGUACAACACAUACACUGAACUAACUUUAGUGGGAGUACCCCUGUGAUUAAUUAUUGCAGUGAUAAUUGUUUUAGCCAGAAUAGGUGGUGCACUGGUCUGAAACUACAGCUCCAUUGUACUGCUUCCAUAUUCCAAGAUUUUAUUGUUUGAAAAUGUGUUUUAUUUAUAGGCUGGGAGCUGGUCUUACUGAACUGCUUUACUUUAAUUUUUUUUAUGCCUAUAGUCUCAGAAGGGAUCUUGAGUCUACUGAAAUCAGUGUAACCAGAGUUACCUCCUAUGUGAACACGCUCCAAAGAGAAUCAAGUCAGAGACAAGCUGUGGUGUUUUAAUGUCUUGAGAUCUGGCUUUGUACCGGAAACACAUUUUUAUCUUAAAAGUAACCCAAGCAGUUUCUGCUCCUGGGGAGGAGUCUUAAACCUGCACCCAAAGUCCAGACAUUCCAAUUCAUGGCUUCUGAGGAACAAUUCCUAUGGUUUUGACUGAGACUGGUGAAUGUACCAAUUAGAGCUGCUUUUCCUUUCCUUAUUCUAUUUUUCUGCUUCUCCUUCCACUUCUAUUAGAAUGUAGAUACACAUGUGCAUUUUCACAUUCCACCUUCCAACUAAAGACUGAAUCCCAAAACUGAGUAGUCAGGGUAGCACUCUGGGGUAAGCCUGGCUUUGAGACUCAGAACUGUGCUGGUGUGAGACAGGCUGAGCCAGAUCUGUGGUGUUUUGGACCUGUUCCUCCUUCCAGGUCUUUUCACCUUCUCUUUGUCCUUACACUGGCCCCAAGGUGGCUCUGACACAUCUGCCCAUAGAGGAAUUUGAUUAAAGUAAAAGAGAGGAAGUUGCCCUGAUGAUCAACUUUUUUUUCUGAAAUUUAGUGAAUUAAGAGGAAGGAAUCAUGAGAUGAGGAUGAGAGUUGGCUGAGGGAGAGAAAAAGCAAAUAACUUCUUGUUAUGAGCAGCCUAUUGCCAUAAAAUUAAAUUGCACCUUAACUCCUUCCUCACAUAGAAAGUCCAAUCCAGAGGCAGGUUGGAUGCACUGAAGUUCCCCAGCUCCAUCUGUACAAAGAUAACAGAAUUCCAGAAUAAGUAUGAGGCAGCCUUGUUUUCUUCAUUUAGAAUCAGUUCUGAUAAGUCUGUUUUGUCCUAAACUUGAAGGAAUAGUCAAAGCUUGUUCUUUCUCAAAAAUCACAUGUAAAGCUGGAAUCAGUUAAAGCAAAUGUACCUAAAAGUCAUUAGAAGGCUCCAGCACUAAACUAAUUUUCUUGAUGUAAAAACAAACAGCUUCAUAUAAAUUAUGACCAGAAUUCAGAUUACUUAAAAUAAAGAUGGUUUUAUAAACUACUAGCAAUUUGUUUAGAUGAAGGGGGUUUUUUGCAAAGUAUAUUGUAUAUUUUAAAUUAAUUUGAGAAUAUAUAUUUUGAAGUGCACCUUACAUCAAACCCACAGUUACCUGGAUUUCAAGUAUAUUAAAUAUUCCACAAGCUUCAGCUAGAAGUCAAGAACUUUAUGUUGCAAUUAGAGUGUAAGAAAACAGCCAAAUAAUAAUAAAAGAAUUCCAGAAUAAGUAUGAGGCAGCCUUGUUUUUUAUUUAGAAUCAGUUCUGCUAAGUCUGUUUUGUCCUGAACUUGAUAGAACAAGCUUUUACUCUUCCUUCUCUUUCUCAAAAAUCACAUGUAAAGCUGGAAUAAUUUAAAGCAAGUGUCAUUACAAGGCACCAGCACUAGUUUUCUUGCUAUAAAAAGAAACAGCUUCAUAUAAAUUAUGACCAGAAUUCAGAUUACUUAUAAUGAUGGUUGUAUAAACUACUGGCAAUUUGUUUAGAUGAAGUGUUUUUUUGGCAAAGUAUAUUUUAAAUUAAUUUGAGAAUAUAUUUUGAAUUCUAGAAUCCUUGCUUGUAAAAGGAUCAUUUUUUUAAAAGCGUUUGUAAAAUAGUGAAGACGACAUUGAAGUCUUAUAAUGAAAAUACAAUAAAUUGCUUUCUCUUA
Molecule: messenger RNA, 3077 nt
Organism: Pipra filicauda (Wire-tailed manakin)
Lineage: Eukaryota; Metazoa; Chordata; Aves; Passeriformes; Pipridae
Gene: MIMS2
Product: family with sequence similarity 210 member B
Exons: 3
Coding region: 71-613 (180 amino acids)
Cellular component (GO): mitochondrion
Source: RefSeq, a predicted model, not a curated record